AUGUUCGCGGAUGACGCCUCGCGGGGGGACGGCGGGAGGGCGUCCGCGCAGCGAUCCAAGCCGGAUGGCAGGCGUGGCCAUACCCGGCCAUGCCCCGGGGCAGGGACGGCGCUGGACAUUCCCCUCGAGCUGCUGCCGCACAUCUUUGAGCUCCUGCCCUUCGCGGAUCAGCGGCGUGCCGCGCUGGUGUGUCGCCGGUGGUGGGCGUGCCUGAGCCACGGGACGUCCGGAGCGCUCUGGGAGGACGUCGGUAUCGAUUUUCCGUCGGAGGUGGGAUGCAGGCGGCUGAACGUGCACGGCGUGGUGGCCUGGCUGCGCGGGAAGCCAAUCAGAUGCCUGCGCCUGAAGAACAGCUACAAGGUGAGGGCACGAGACGUCGCGCCCACUUCCAUGCCUGUGGCCGUUGGCACCCUCCACAGCACUCUGGAGGAAUUGCACGUGCUCCACUGCAGCAACAUCCUCGGCGUCAGGAGUCUGCAGGCCUUGGGUGACGUCCUCGUCAAGCUCAAAGUCCUGGUGGUCACUGGCAUAAGGGCAUCUCUGCGACUGGGCCUUUCUGAUUUCGGGCCUUUGUCGCACCUCCCCCUGCUGGAGCACUUGGAGUUGAGUGUUGCAGACCGGACGGACAACUGGGGUUUCAUGACCUUGCCAGACAGCUGGCAGAUGCUGGCCAGCACACUGAAGCAUCUGAAGCUCAAGAGCCACGACGGCUUGACCCAGGAAGGCGCGCAAGUGGUGACGACCCUCACCAGGCUGGAAGUUCUGUGCAUGGAGGACUGCGGCCUUUCGGGGCUACCGACAGGGUUUGGCGCCCUCUCUGGGUUGAGGUGCCUGACACUGAACGCCAGCAGCAUCACAAAGGACAAGUUGCAGGCGAUUACGCAGUUGUCACAUCUCCGGGAGCUGCAUCUACGGGGCUGUUCUGUGCUGCGGCAGGUGCCCACCGGCAUCGAUCACCUGACCUCGCUGAUGGUGCUGACGCUAGGGGGCAGCAUCAGCCAGUUUGGGCUGUAUUGGGGCGACCUCGCCAGCCUGACACUGCUCCGAGUGCUUGAUCUGGACGCCUGUGGCAUUGGUGCUGUCCCAAAGGCAGUGUGCGCGCUGCAGUCGCUGCAGCUGCUGUCCCUGGGUCGCAAUCGACUGGAGGCAGCUUCUCUGGACAACUUGGCACCCCUCUCCAACCUGCAGUUCCUGUGCCUGCGAGACUGCAGCUUGACAGAGAUACCAGGUGUGUUGAUGCACUUAAAGCUAGUGAAGAUGGUGGACCUCUCAAACAACUCGCAAUUGAGGAUUCCCACUCCUGUCACUUGGCUGGCAUCUCUCCACCACCUAUUGCGGAUCGAUCUGCGGAAGUCCGCAGAUGCACCUGAAGACACAGCGUGGGAUUCACUGUCCAUCAGCCAUUUGAUUGGCUUGGUGGCGAUGCUGGUCACCAUGCGGGGCAGCACCACGAGAAGCAUCGUGCAAAUAAUCUGA
This is a messenger RNA of Ostreobium quekettii, 1476 nucleotides long. NCBI's taxonomy places the organism in Eukaryota, Viridiplantae, Chlorophyta, Ulvophyceae, Bryopsidales, Ostreobiaceae. The record is from the annotation of a GenBank genome assembly.